Girardinichthys multiradiatus is the source of this 3501-nucleotide messenger RNA. Its product is annotated as Fc receptor-like protein 4. NCBI's taxonomy places the organism in Eukaryota, Metazoa, Chordata, Actinopteri, Cyprinodontiformes, Goodeidae. Bases 1524 to 2381 code for a protein of 285 amino acids. The record is from RefSeq and is a predicted model, not a curated record. Gene Ontology annotation, molecular function: transmembrane signaling receptor activity. The transcript has 6 exons. Gene Ontology annotation, biological process: cell surface receptor signaling pathway.
UGUAGAGUCAAUUGUGAAUGAAGAGCUUUAUUCAGAGCAGCGCCCCCUGCUGCUGUUUUCAUGCAACAACAGGAGUCCUGCAUUAGUUUUAAAGAGAUUAACUUCUUACAUUUACUAAGCUGAUGAUUUAGUUGGUCUGUUUUUCAUGUUCGUACUCUCUUACAUAAGUUUCAUGACAAAUCAUUUCAGGUUGCAGGUAAGGAUUGAAUGAAUGAUAUGAAAUAUGAAACAGUGACUUCAUUUAAUCUUUAUUUUAUUCAAAAAAUAAUCAGAACUAAAAUAAAUUCAGUUCUUCCAAUUAUUUCAAACAAUAAAAUAAAGAACUAGGAGAAUUUAAUAUCAUCUUGUUUAAUCUCAGUAAAUCAAAAUUUCUUUUAAAUGAAGACAUCCUGUUAUUAUUGCGUGUUAAAUCGCCAUCUGCUGGUCCAGAAUCAGAAGAUUUUUCAAAGCUACCACCUCUAUUUUCUCUUUCUAGAAAUGUAAUUCAUAGUAGGGAUGGAUUCAAGUUGUAUUGUCUUGUAGGAAGAAGGUAGCGUUUAGAUGGAGCUGGGAUGAAUCUGUAGGACUGUGUGUAUACAGACAUUUAUCAUACUGCCACAACAGGAAAUCAAAGGUUAUAAAUGCAAGUACAUAAGUGAAAGUGCAGUUUGACUUCCUGUUUUCUAUGAGAGAGGGCCCAUAUUAGAGCGCCACCUGCUGUUCAUUACCCAGACAGACCUGCAGCAGCUGAGAAUCAUGUUUCUCCAUGUUCAUCACUGCAGAGCAGCUCGUAUCUGAUAACUGACAGCAGCUGAUAUGCAAUUGAUCACUGAUGUUCUAAGUCUCAGUAAAUUAGAAGAGCUCAGUCUGUUGAAACAUUUCGAAUGAUUUCUUAAUAUAAGAGAAGAAAGAGAUAAGUGAAGAUUAGCAGACUUACUGUCAAAUAUGAGAAAAAAACCUUUGAGUCAAACCAGGGUUUGGCAUAAAGGUGGGCACACGGGUUAGGGUUAGGAACUGGCAAGCAAUAAUGAAGAAUGAGAGGUAUAUUUGUGCAUUGAGAGCAGCUUGAACCAAAUUAAGACCAUAUAUGAGAAGACCAGAAACGAACUACCAAAGAACAAACCAAUAAAGUCAACAUGUCAUACAGAAACAUAUGUCACUACAGAAUCAGGUCAGUGCAGCAAGUUUUCCAACCACAGCCUCUGUGGUGUAGACUGAAAAUGCUUCACAAAUCUGCAAAGGCAAAACUACCACUUCCUCCAAGCUAACCAACUCCCACACACAGACAGAGCUACAGCUUACUUUGGCCAACACGAAUCCAUCAAUCAUAUUCUGAGCAGAUUAUAUAUUUUUCCAGUAGAAACACAAUCUGUUUUUGUUUUAUUAAAACUUUAAUUGUGAAAUCUCUGCUUCAUGUACCUCAUGUGAAGGUGGAGAAAUAAGAUUUAUUCGAAGCCUUCAGCGUAACGGAAACCACAACGGUGGUUUUUACAGAGAAGGACGGUGUGUUUAUUUCAGAAGAAAACAUUUCAUCACAAGUUUUAAUGAUUAUUGUUAAGAAGACGAUGGAAACAUCCUUACUGUGUCUGCUGGUUCUGACCUCGCUGCUGUGCUGCUCAACGCACCAAGCUCAUCUGACUGUGAAUCCCAUGAGAUGUCAGUUUUUCCCAGGAGAUUCUGUGUCUCUGAGCUGUGGAGAGAACAACAGCUCUGCUGAGUGGACUGUGAGAAGAAAUACAACCAUAAGAAAGUCUGAGUGUGGAGAUGGAUGGGGAGAAGUAGAAGGUUCUGUUUGUAUCAUCACUUAUGUUUUAAAAAAGGAUACUGGAGUGUACUGGUGUGAGUCCAGAGAGGGAGCAGCCAGCAGCAGCAUCCAGUUCACUGUCUCUGGUGGAUCAGUGAUCCUGCAGAGUCCUGUCCUCCCUGUGAUGGAGGGAGAUGACGUCACUCUGAGCUGUCAAACAAAGACUUCCUCCAACCUCCCAGCUGCUUUCAUUAAAGAUAAUGUCUUCAUUGGAAAUGAAUCUUCAGGUCACAUGACCCUCCACCAUGUGACCAGCUCUGAGGAAGGUCUCUACAAGUGUAGCAUCAGUGGUCAUGGAGAGUCUCCAUCCAGCUGGAUCUCUGUCUCAGUUAAACCUACAGUAACCUCGCCAACUUCCAAAGCCACCUCCAUAGCCCCGAUCCCUGGCUCAAACCCUCUUCAGUUUUUGUUGGCGGUGGCCCAAGUCCGACGCCUGCUGGUGUUCUGUCCAUACCUUAUCUCCACUCUCCUGUUGGUGUCUAUAUGUCGACACAGAUGGCCAGCAUCCAGCAACACUGUCUCUAGGGGAGAGUCUCUGCACACUGCACAGGAACUGGAAGAUAAAGAUCAAGAUGUUACCAAAGAGCAUCAUCUUUAAAGUAAAACAGAUAUGUCUCCAUCAGACAUUGUCUCUUUGUAAUAUAUGUUCAUUAAGAUUUGGAAAAAUGUUUUUUUAUUAAGGAAACUAUUUCAGUUUCAUGUCUCAGAGCAAUUAGUGGACCUUUAAUAUUUUGAUUCUUACAACUUUUUGUAUCAUUCAACUGCACUUUUUCAUGGCAGAUCAAAAGCUGCAUAUUUUAUUCACACUUUCAUAACGUACAUUUCGAUACUUCCCGACAUGAGGCCCCCCGACUGAAAGGAGAAAACCCCAUGUUUGUGUUUGUUGGAAAAUUGUUCAUGUCAGAUUAACAGGAGGCUUGUUAAAUUAAUGGUGAAAUAUACAAGAUUGAUUUCGCUAUCUGUCACUGGUUCCCUGGAUCUCAGAGAGCAGACUUUAAAAUACUUCUGUUAGUUUAUUUGUCACUGAAAUACAAUGAUUUGUUGUAUCAACCUUACAGACCACUUUGGUCUUCUGGUUCCAGUCUACUCCCCAUCACCAGAACCAGACAUGGAGAAGCAGCAUUCAGUUCUUCUGCUCCACUAAUCUGGAACUUCCAGAAAUCCUUAAAAAUGCUGAAUCUCUGAGUGCUUUUAAAUCAAGGUUAAAAACCCAUAUGUUUAUGGUUGCUUUUGAUUCUUCUAUUUAAACUGUUAACUGAGGCAUCAUUCAUUUUAGUCUGUAGUACAACUUUUCUUUACCUGCCUUUAUUAUGGUACUCUUAUGUACGUUUUUGUUUUCUUAUGUUUCCACCAUAUAAAGCACGUUGAACUGUGUUGUUGCUGAAAUAUUCUAUACAAAUAAACUUGCCUUACCUUUUAUAGUGUAGUUUAGUGUGAGUUACUAUAGCACUAAUCCAUGCUGAAGCUGGUACCUGUGGCUAGAGUUGCUUUCUACUACAGAUCAAGUUGAUGGUUUAGUUAGGCCUAAGUUUUGUCUUUCAGUUUUAUUUUUUGCACUGAAACCUCUUACUGAUAUCAGGGCACAAAUGGAAAAGUUUUAGGUUGAACAACCAUAACUCUCACUGUUUCUUCUUUUAUUAAUUCAUUGUUUAUUGAAAAGUAUUGAUGAUCCUCACUUUGCAAUCAAUGUUUAAAUACAUUUAAUUUGAGCUGCACUU